This is a messenger RNA of Juglans microcarpa x Juglans regia, 682 nucleotides long. Its product is annotated as cysteine proteinase inhibitor 5. Gene Ontology annotation, molecular function: cysteine-type endopeptidase inhibitor activity. NCBI's taxonomy places the organism in Eukaryota, Viridiplantae, Streptophyta, Magnoliopsida, Fagales, Juglandaceae. The record is from RefSeq and is a predicted model, not a curated record.
AAACUCCAAGCCCGAAACCUUAUCCCCGCCUGACCAAAAUUCCCCACCCUACAGCUAGCCGUUAUCCUCGUCCCACGACCCCUAUAGGCUAUAUAUACCCAACCAAGCAACCUUUCAUACCUCACGACUUGCCCGUUAUAACCCGUUACAGAAAAUUCGACGGUUACAAUGAAAGCCCAGUUCUUUUACCUUCUUACCUUUCUCUUCCUCCCCAUCUUCUCCGCCGCGGCGGCCAGAGGGCCGCUUCUCGGCGGGUGGCAGCCGAUUAAGAACGUCGAAGACCCGCACGUGAAGGAGAUCGGGGAGUUCGCCGUGUCCGAGUACAACAAGACGUCCAAGGCCAGCCUGAAGUUCCAGAAUGUGGUGAAGGGCGAGACCCAGGUAGUUUCCGGCACGAACUAUCGUCUUGUCGUGGUGGCAAAGGACGGGGGCGUGACCAAGAACUAUCAGGCUAUUGUGUGGGAGAAACCCUGGGAGAAUUUUAAAAAGCUCACCUCUUUCACGCCUUUGAAAGCUUGAAGGACCGAUAUUAUGUACUAUCGACUACUUUGUGAAGUUGGUUGGUGGGUGGUUUUUAGCUGUGUUAAUGUAACAUCGAUCGAUCUUUGGUUGCUUGAUUUGUGAUGACCGAUGGAUAUGGAGAAUAAAUCUUAUAUAUGAAGUGAGAGCUUUUGUUGGUUUA